ACGGAUUUGAGCUCAAUUUCCAGGAAUCAGAGCCGAGAUCACCACUUACCAGCAGCGAACAUGUUCUCCGCAACUCUUCAUACUGGGGGAUGACCAUAGAUAUAAAAGAACCAAGUCGAGACAACUCCAACCAACACACUAAUUCAUGCCCAGCUUCCACUAUACCAUAUCUGUCCAAAAAACACAAGCCACCCAAUUAUGAAGACAUCCGCCAUCCUCACGGCCCUCGCGGGCCUGACAACAACCCUCCCCAGCCUCGCCACCGCAACACCGACACCGACGACGCUCGACAAGCGCGCGACCACCUUCUGCGGCGACUGGGACUCUGCCGCGACGGGCGGUUACACCGUCUACAACAACCUCUGGGGUAAAGGAGCGGCCACCUCGGGAUCUCAGUGCACGACCCUGACGGGCGUGUCGAGCGGCAACCUGCAGUGGUCUACGAGCUGGUCGUGGCAGGGCGGCAACUACAACGUAAAGUCGUAUGCCAAUGCCGUGCUCACGAGCGCCGCGCCCAAGCAGCUGUCCGCGAUCCAGAGCAUUCCGUCGACUUGGCAGUGGUCCUACACCGGCUCCGGCAUGGUAGCAAACGUCGCCUACGACCUGUUCACCUCAUCGGUCCCGUCCGCCUCCUCCACCCCGCAGUACGAGAUCAUGAUCUGGCUCGCCGCCCUCGGCGGCGCGGGGCCCAUCUCCAGCACGGGCAGCCCCAUCGCGACCCCGACCAUCGCGGGCAUCAGGUGGAACCUGUUCAAGGGCCCCAACGGGUCGAUGACGGUCUUCAGCUUCGUCGCGGCCAGCGGGCAGCAGCCCAACUUUAGCGGCGACCUCAACGGUUUCGUCAGGUACCUCACGAGCAGCCAGGGCUUGCCGGCGAGCCAGUACCUGAACAGUCUCGGGGCCGGGACCGAGCCGUUUGUGGGGAGCAACGCGGUUUUCAGGACCACGGCUUACCGCGCGGCUGUGAACUAG
Messenger RNA from Microdochium trichocladiopsis, 972 nucleotides. Its product is annotated as xyloglucan-specific endo-beta-1,4-glucanase A. The record is from RefSeq and is a predicted model, not a curated record. NCBI's taxonomy places the organism in Eukaryota, Fungi, Ascomycota, Sordariomycetes, Xylariales, Microdochiaceae. Gene Ontology annotation, biological process: polysaccharide catabolic process. Bases 199 to 972 code for a protein of 257 amino acids. The transcript is spliced from 2 exons. Gene Ontology annotation, molecular function: cellulase activity.